UGGAAAACUCACAAUGGAACUCAUAAGGAAGGAGAAAUCUCGUAUCACAACUUUCCAAAAGAGAAAGAGGGGUCUAAUGAAGAAGGCUUAUGAAUUCUCCACCCUCUGCGGCAGUGACACUUGUAUGAUCAUCUAUGGUCCUAAAUCCGGUGACCGGGAACUCGAACUUGGCACCUGGCCCCAAGACCGUGCCGAAGUUGAUCGCAUUAUCAACAAGUAUAAGACCGAUAGCACGCUCAAACGUGCAAGGGGGGCCUUUGAUUUGUCGGACUUCUUCGUAGACAGGAACAAGAGGGUUGAAGUUGAGAUUAAAAAAUUGCGCAAGAAUAUUCUCAAGGCAAAGUACCCAACAUGGGAUGAUCGCAUCGAGCUUUUGACAGAGGAUCAAUUAAGGUUGCUUCUUGACGUCAUGGACGCAAAGAUUGAAGGUGUAGGACUGAGGAUUAACAUGAUGAAAGGGAAUCAGAACAUGAUGGAGAAAGCAACAACAUCAAGGUUGGUUGCAGGUGGCCGCAAUGGCCCUCAGCCUGAAGUAAUCAGAAGCCAUUUUAAUAGCAUGCAAGCCUUGUAUCAAGACCAGAUGUCUAAAUCUCCUUUGAAUCCACUUGAAACUCAAUGGACCACCCCACAAUUCCAAAAUGAUCAUCAGGGAUCUCAGAUGCUAAUUCCAUUUGAUCCGAGUCUUGGGGAUAAUUCUUUCAUGAGGCUGCUACAUGGUACUCAAGAUCAUUGGACUCAACUCGGCGCCGGGUCUGCUAGCCAAACUCAUGCGCCCCUGAAUGAUCUUUCUAACUACAACAUGAUGUCCGGGGUUUUGGACAACAUGAUUUGGAACAAUCCAGGUGCCCCGAUGAACUACAAUGAUCUAAUGAUCACCAGACAAUUGACGCCACACCACAUAUUGCAAUGCCCGACAAUGCCAAAUCUAAAUUACUCGCAUGUGCAUAACUUUCAAGUGAAUGAGUUAUAUGAUAUUCAUGAGUUCGAUAUGAAGAACAAGCAUUUGAUAUGAA
This is a messenger RNA of Juglans regia (Persian walnut), 1013 nucleotides long. RefSeq names its product agamous-like MADS-box protein AGL80. The record is from RefSeq and is a predicted model, not a curated record. The transcript has a single exon. The coding region runs from base 14 to 1012 and encodes 332 amino acids. NCBI's taxonomy places the organism in Eukaryota, Viridiplantae, Streptophyta, Magnoliopsida, Fagales, Juglandaceae. Gene Ontology annotation, biological process: positive regulation of transcription by RNA polymerase II. Gene Ontology annotation, molecular function: DNA-binding transcription factor activity, RNA polymerase II-specific; protein dimerization activity; RNA polymerase II cis-regulatory region sequence-specific DNA binding.